AUGUGUGCAUCAACGAACUGCCAAUCUCUCAUCGAGUCAAUUUUCUCGCUGAGCCCACCCGACUGCACCCUGACAGUGCCUACGAGCGGUCUGGAGGUGAAUGUGUACGAGCUGGCCAGCGGUUUCUCCAGCGUAUGCUCGUCUCUAUCGAGCGACUCAUCGGCCAGCACCAGCACAGCUUCGACGACGUCGACUGCAGCCAGCACCACGACGGAGACAACGUCGGCUGUUACGUCGACGGCCACUUCGACCACCAGCGACACCGCUACUACCUCCACGACGUCCUCGUCGAACUCGACGGAGGUGGCUACCGGUACGGCCAGCUCGGACUCAAUCGUUACCUCGGCUACGGCUUGCUAA
Molecule: messenger RNA, 360 nt
Organism: Phytophthora infestans T30-4
Lineage: Eukaryota; Oomycota; Peronosporomycetes; Peronosporales; Peronosporaceae
Product: elicitin-like protein, putative
Exons: 1
Coding region: 1-360 (119 amino acids)
Cellular component (GO): extracellular region
Source: RefSeq, a predicted model, not a curated record